AUGCUGGAGCUGGAGUCGACGUACGAGGCGCUGGAGGCGGGCGCGGGCGCGGAGACGCGAGGCGCGAGCGCGAACGUUCUCGCGCGAUUGCCGAGACGAGAGUACAGAGGGACGACGAUGACGACGCGGGUGUGCGCGGUGUGUCUGGAGACGUUCGUGGACGGGGAAGUGGUGAAGCGGGCGUCGUCGACGUGUUCGCACGAGUUUCACGACGCGUGCAUCGACGCGUGGCUCGCGCGACGGGAUUGUUGUCCGAUGUGUCGAACGCGCGCGGAGGCGCCGACGGGACGGGUGGAAUUUGAAAUCGAUUGA
Messenger RNA from Ostreococcus lucimarinus CCE9901, 312 nucleotides. RefSeq lists its product with no specific name. Bases 1 to 312 code for a protein of 103 amino acids. NCBI's taxonomy places the organism in Eukaryota, Viridiplantae, Chlorophyta, Mamiellophyceae, Mamiellales, Bathycoccaceae. The transcript has a single exon. The record is from RefSeq and is a predicted model, not a curated record.